AUGAGAGGACUUCAAGUGAAUAUCCCCUUUCUUCAUGUUAUGUCACAAAUGCCUACAUAUGCAAAAUUUUUGAAGGAUCUUUUAUCCAACAAGAGUAGGCUUGAAGAGAGUGCAACCAUAGCCCUUCCUAAGGAGGUGAGUGCAAUCAUUCAAAACAAGCUUCCUCAAAAGCUUGGUGAGCCCGGUGGCUAUGCAAUACCGGUAAAGAUUGGAGACUUGGAGGCUAUGGAUGCUUUAUGUGAUCUUGGGUCAAGUGUGAGCUUGAUGCCCUAUUGUAUUGCUAAGAGUUUGAAAGUUGGAGACUUAAAGCCAACAAGAAUGUCCUUACAAUUGGCCGACCGCACGGUUAGGCUACCUUUGGGAAUUCUUGAAGAUGUGCCGGUUCAAGUUAGAAGAUUAUUUGUGCCAUGUGAUUUUGUGGUCAUGGAAAUGGAAGAAGAUACUACGGUGCCCCUAAUCUUGGGAAGACCAUUUUUGAACACCGCGGGUGUUGUGAUUGAUAUGAAGAAAGGAAGAUUGACCUUGAAUGUGGGAGAUGAGAAAAUAUCAUUUUCAUUCCCACAAACAUUGAAAAAGCCAUUGUAUGAUGAAGUUCAUAGAGUUGAUACAUUGGAAAGCGACUUAGAGAAGUUCCAAGAGAAUUUGUUUGAAGGAUAUCCGUUACAAGCUAUAUAA
This is a messenger RNA of Chenopodium quinoa (quinoa), 675 nucleotides long. RefSeq lists its product as uncharacterized. The transcript has a single exon. Bases 1 to 675 code for a protein of 224 amino acids. NCBI's taxonomy places the organism in Eukaryota, Viridiplantae, Streptophyta, Magnoliopsida, Caryophyllales, Amaranthaceae. The record is from RefSeq and is a predicted model, not a curated record.